AUGGCGGCGGCGGCGGCGGCGGCGGUCGGGCGGGACACCCUACCUGAGCACUGGUCCUACGGCGUGUGCCGCGACGGCCGCGUCUUCUUCAUCAAUGACCAGCUCCGCCGCACGACCUGGCUGCACCCGCGCACCGGGGAGCCCGUCAACUCCGGCCACAUGAUCCGCUCAGACCUGCCCCGCGGCUGGGAGGAGGGCUUCACGGAGGAGGGCGCCAGCUACUUCAUCGACCAUAACCAGCAGACCACAGCGUUCAGGCAUCCUGUGAGUGGGCAGUUUUCUCCAGAAAACAGUGACUUUAUUCUUCAAGAAGAGCCAAAUCCGCAUAUGUCGAAGCCAGAGAGGAACCAAAGACCGUCCAGCAUGGUCAGCGAAACAUCCACAACUGGGACCAUGUCCACUGUGGAGGCCAAACCUGGCCCCAAGAUCAUCAAGUCCAGCAAUAAAGUCCACAGUUUUGGGAAGAGGGACCAAGCCAUUCGGAGGAACCCCAAUGUUCCGGUGGUGGUGAGGGGCUGGCUGCACAAGCAGGACAGCUCUGGGAUGAGGCUGUGGAAAAGGAGGUGGUUUGUGCUUGCUGAUUAUUGUUUGUUUUACUAUAAAGACAGCCGAGAAGAAGUGGUCCUUGGGAGCAUUCCUCUGCCCAGCUAUGUUAUAUCGCCGGUGGGCCCUGAGGACCGCAUAAGUCGCAAGUAUUCCUUUAAGGCUGUGCACUUGGGGAUGCGAGCGCUCAUCUAUCACUCCUCCGCCGGGGGCUCUCAGGCCGAGCAGUCGGGCAUGAGAACCUACUACUUCAGUGCCGACACCCAGGAGGACAUGAACGCCUGGGUCCGGGCCAUGAACCAGGCUGCGCAGGUGCUGUCUCGGUCGUCGCUGAAGAGGGACUUGGAGAAGCUGGAGCGGCAGGCAGUCCCCCAGGUCAACCACGCAGAGUCCUGUCGUGAGUGUGGCCGCGUGGGACCCGGACACGCGAGGGAUUGUCCUCAUCGCCGCCACGAGGACUCCUACGGCUACGAGAGGCGGGAGCAAGAGGAAGAACGGUACCGUUCCCACCCAUCCGAGGGCAGGAGGGACAGGAGCAAGACCAGGUCCCCGUACUCGCCGGCUGAGGAGGAUGCCUUAUUCGUGGAUUUACCCGGCGGCCUGAGAGGCCAGCAGGCACAGCCCCAGAGGGUAGAGAAGAAUGGCAUCGCGUAUGGCCCAGGAGAGCAGAAUGGGACUGGCGGAUACCCGCGGGCCUUUCCUCCCAGGACCAGCCAUGAAAAGCACAGCCAGAGGAAGAGCAGCCUGGCCCAGGUGGAGCACUGGGCGAAGUCCCAGAAGGGAGAUGGCAGGAGCCUCCCCCAGGACCAGACCCUUCCUCGCCAUGGGCCCAGCCAGCCCCUGUCCUUCCCGGAAAGCUACCAGACGCUUCCCAGGAGCACCCGUCACCCCUCGGGGAGCUCCUCGCCUCCUCCCCGCAACCUGCCGAGCGACUACAAGUACGCGCAGGACCGAGCCAGCCACCUGAAGAUGUCGAGCGAGGAGCGCCGGGCACACCGCGACGGCACCGUGUGGCAGCUCUACGAGUGGCAGCAGCGCCAGCAGUUCCGGCACGGCAGCCCCACGGCGCCCAUCUCCCCGGAGUUCCCCGAGCAGGGCCGCAGCAGGAGCAUGCUGGAGGUGCCCCGCUCCAUCUCCGUGCCUCCGUCUCCCUCCGACAUCCCUCCCCCGGGCCCCCCGCGGGCCUUCCCACCCCGGCGGCCACACACGCCCGCGGAGAGGGUCACCGUGAGGCCGCCGGACCAGAGGAGGAGCGUGGACAUCUCGUUGGGCACUUCUCCCAGGAAGACAUGGGGCCACACCACCAAGAACUCCUCGCACGUGGACCGGCGCUCCAUGCCCUCCAUGGGUUACAUGACCCACACUGUCAGCGCUCCCAGUUUACACGGAAAAUCGGCCGAUGAUACCUACCUCCAGCUGAAGAAAGACCUGGAAUACCUGGACCUAAAGAUGACAGGCCGGGACCUUCUCAAGGAUCGAAGCCUGAGACCCAUGAAGAUUGCCGAAAGUGACAUUGACGUCAAACUGAGCAUCUUCUGUGAACAAGACAGGAUCCUCCAGGAUUUGGAAGACAAGAUACGCGCCCUCAAGGAGAACAAGGACCAGCUGGAGUCCGUGCUGGAGGUGCUGCACAGACAGAUGGAGCAGUACCGAGAUCAGCCCCAGCACCUGGACAAGAUCGCCUGCCAGCAGAGGUUGCUGCAGGAGGACCUGGUCCACAUCCGGGCGGAGCUGUGCAGAGAGUCCACUGAGAUGGAAAAUGCCUGGAAUGAAUACCUGAAGCUGGAGAGCGACGUGGCGCAGCUGAAGCACACCCUGCAGGAGCAGCACCGACGGGCCUUCUUUUUCCAGGAGAAAUCGCAGAUACAGAAGGAUCUCUGGAGGAUUGAAGAUGUCACCGCGGGCCUGAGUGCGAACAAAGAGAACUUCAGAAUCCUGGUGGAAUCGGUCAAAAAUCCCGAGAGAAAAACAGUGCCUUUGUUUCCUCACCCGCCUGUGCCUUCACUCUCAACGUCGGAGAGCAAGCCACCCCCACAGCCCAGCCCUCCCACCAGCCCAGUGCGGACCCCGCUGGAGGUUCGACUCUUCCCUCAGCUGCAAACCUACCUGCCCUACCGGCCUCACCCGCCCCAGCUGAGGAAGGUGACGUCUCCUCUCCAGUCACCGACCAAGACAAAGCCCAAAAUUGAAGACGAGGCGCCGCCCAGGCCCCCGCUCCCUGAGCUCUACAGCCCGGAGGACCAGCCGCCGGCCGUGCCGCCUCUGCCCCGGGAAGCCACCGUCAUCCGGCACACCUCCGUGCGCGGCCUCAAGCGGCAGUCGGACGAGAGAAAGCGAGACCGGGAGCAGGGGCAGUGCGUGAACGGGGACUCGAGGGGGGAGCUCCGGUCCUACGUGAGCGAGCCCGAGCUGACGACGUUCGGCGGGGACGUGGCUCAGCCUGCCCUGGGGCCCGUGGGCUCUGAGAGCAGGUACCAGACGCUGCCCAGCAGAGGGCUCUCGGGGUCCACAUCGAGGCUCCAGCAGUCGUCCACCAUUGCGCCCUACGUCACCCUCCGGAGGGGCCUGAAUGCCGAAGGCAGCAAGCUGAGCUUCCCCAGACCCAAGAGUGCCGUGGAGCGCCUGUACUCAGGGGACCACCAGCGGGGCAAGAUGAGCGCGGAGGAGCAGCUGGAGCGCAUGAAGCGGCACCAGAAGGCCCUGGUCCGGGAGCGCAAGAGGACGCUGAGCCAAGGGGAGAGGGCGAGCCUGCCCUCGUCUCGCUACCUCGGCCACCCGCUCCCCGGAGACCUCGGCUCAUGGAAGCGCGAGCAGGACUUUGACCUGCAGUUGCUGGACCGCGCCGUGCAAGGGGAGAGGAAGGACGAGGAGGAGAAUGGCUGGUUGAAAGUGCAGGCCGUGCCUGUCACUGAGUUGGACCUGGAGCCGCAAGACUAUGACUUGGACAUCAGCAGAGAGCUGUCCAAACCAGAGAAGGUCUCCAUCCCGGAGCGCUACGUGGAUCUGGAUCCCGAGGAGCCGCCCAGCCUGGAGGAGCUGCAGGCCCGGUACCGCAAAGCCGAGAAGAUCCGCAGCAUCCUCACCCGGUCCAGCAUGUGCAACCUGCAGCCGGCCGCGGGCCACGACCGGAGGAACAGCGUGGCGGACCUGGACUCGCAGAUGCAGGAGCAGGAGCGCAUCAUCAACAUCUCCUACGCCCUGGCCUCCGAGGCCUCCCAGCGCAGCAAGCAGGUGGCAGCCCAGGCGGUGACUGACCCGUGA
This is a messenger RNA of Pipistrellus nathusii (Nathusius's pipistrelle), 3804 nucleotides long. The record is from the annotation of a GenBank genome assembly. Lineage: Eukaryota; Metazoa; Chordata; Mammalia; Chiroptera; Vespertilionidae.